Messenger RNA from Penicillium robsamsonii, 2331 nucleotides. Its product is annotated as putative G-patch domain protein. The transcript is spliced from 8 exons. Gene Ontology annotation, biological process: mRNA splicing, via spliceosome. The record is from RefSeq and is a predicted model, not a curated record. Bases 1 to 2331 code for a protein of 776 amino acids. NCBI's taxonomy places the organism in Eukaryota, Fungi, Ascomycota, Eurotiomycetes, Eurotiales, Aspergillaceae. Gene Ontology annotation, cellular component: nucleus. Gene Ontology annotation, molecular function: RNA binding.
AUGGCGCCUCCAUAUCGGAAUGACAAGUUUCCUUCGGGAUCAGCUCGCCGACCCUUUCCUUCACGUAAUGAUCGCGAUGGCCGCAUGUAUGAUGAUCGAUCUCGAUCUCGCUCGCCAGGUAAGCGUCUCCCCGCACAUCGUGCACGCUCGCCUCCUGGAAGACUAGCGGCCGAUAGCAGACUCGAGUACCCGAGAGACCGGGAAUCUGGACAAGGCUACCGAAGCAAUGAUCGAGAUGAUUACCGCCGUCGCGAUUCGCGCUCAUCCCCUCAUAGAGGCAGAAACACGUACAAAGACCGCGAUCGAGAGGGCUAUCGAAGCGGAAGCGGCAAUCGAAGUCGAAGUCGCCAGUCCAAUAUGGUACAGGUCAGCCGGGAGAUCAUGAUGGAAGGACUUCCGGUGAACAUCACAGAAAACGAUAUCUCAGCCGAACUUAGUGCCUUUCGUGCCGAUGGGCUGGAAGAUGUCCGGGUCAUUCGUGAUCGACAGACCAAGGUGUCGCGGCAAAUAGGCUUCCUACGAUUUUCCUCGAUUGACGCAUCACGUACAUUUUUCGAACGCAACCAGCCUUCCAUAUUCCUUUAUGGUCCCAAUGAGAAAAGCACCAAAGUGCGCAUUACUUACACCCGCGAGAGGGAAGACCGAGCUCGCGCAAAAGGUGCAAGUGACUGGAACUGCAGGAAGUGUCUCGUUCUCAACUUCUCCACACGUUCACAUUGUUUCAAGUGCGGUACUCCACGACCCAAUAUGGAUCCUAUCGGCCCCCCUGGAGUUUCGGCUCUCAAGAUAGCUAAUGAUGGUGAUAAUGAUGUCGCUCCUGAGAACCAGCCUUCCCAGUUCCUUCUGAUCCGUGGCCUGGAGGCGUCUGUUACAGAGGAGCUUCUUGCAAAAGGAGUUUCUAAGCUGUAUCGGCCAUCUGGCAACAAUGACAGUGCCCCUGAUAAUCAGAAGAAGGGAUCAAAGGUUGCCUCGACGACUGGCGACAGCAACUUGGGUGCCCGCGAAGGCUCUCUCCGUCGUGUGCUUCUUGUACGUGAUCGCGAAACCAACGCAAGCUGGCGUUACGGAUUCGCAGAAUUUGCAGGAAUUAAUGAUGCACAAGCUGCAAUGACGCGGCUCAAAUCUUUCGACAAGUUUACCAUCUCCUCGAAGGCGGUGUUGGUCACUUACAUUCACGGCGGAGUGUUUGUUCCAGUCAUGAACCCCUCCUCUGGUCCUAACUACUACACAUUCAGCCCAUCCAACAACCCAUCUCUGCAGUUGAUGUACUGGGACGAUGGAGCAUAUGUGACCGAACUCAUGUUGUCAACCCCGGAAGACGAUGCCGCUGCCAACAAGACAAUUUCUAACCACGGAGACGCACAAUCCAAGGGCACCAAGGACUCCGAUAAAGGAAAAAAAGAGAAAAGCCGAUGCCACCGCCAUGACCGCCAGGCAGAGCUACAUGGGACCAACAGAGAUGCUGCUGGAAACCCCGCGGAGAGCUCGAGCUCCGCAACUGCGACAAUUGAAACGACUGAUCCACCGGCUCCAUCAUUUGCAGAUUUCAAAAAGAUCUGUUGCUUCUUGUGCAUGCAAUAUCUUAAGGAUGCGGAGCAACUCGAAUACCACGAGCGCGAAAGUGACAUCCACAGGGAAAACCUGAAGGAUCUCUUCCUGAGGCAACGCGGCGUAUGCUGGAUGAUGAUCUAUGGUGUCAUACCCGUGCACUCUCCAAAUUACGAAGGCAGCACAGACGAAUAUCGUGACAAACUUGAGCGAGAAUAUUCCCUCCCUCCAACAUCUCGAUCCUUUGCAGACCUGAACCGGAACUGGUGCCUCUUGUGCUUCAGCAAGUUUGAUACCGCGGCAGAGCUCCUCACACACGACCGCAUGAGUGAACACCACCGAAAGGAACUGACAAAGGAAGACGAAGUCAAAUGGGGUUUGGAACAGCUUAAGAAGGCCGGUAUCGCACAGGCGACUCCAGAAUACCGAGACCGCGCAAAGGAGCGCCGCAAGGCGUUCGGUGGUGAUUCCAAUGCCCGUCAAAGACCCUCCGAACCAGAGGAGGAAGACGAGACACCUGUGCAGACAACUUCGAUCGGUGCUACUCUCCUCAGCAAGAUGGGCUGGUCCGAAGGAUCUGGCCUCGGUGCUCAAGGAACUGGUGUGACCGCGCCAAUUCCUACUGAAAUUUAUGCUCAGGGUGUGGGACUGGGUGCCCAGGGAAGUCGACUGGGUGAGGCAACCGAAGAAGCUGGUCGAAACACUAGGGGUCGUUAUGACGAAUUCCUGGCGAAGACCAAAGAUGCCGCACGCCAGCGUUACGAGGAGAUGGAUCGUUCCUGA